Hermetia illucens (black soldier fly) is the source of this 3272-nucleotide messenger RNA. RefSeq names its product protein SMG8. The coding region runs from base 123 to 2750 and encodes 875 amino acids. NCBI's taxonomy places the organism in Eukaryota, Metazoa, Arthropoda, Insecta, Diptera, Stratiomyidae. Gene Ontology annotation, biological process: nuclear-transcribed mRNA catabolic process, nonsense-mediated decay. The transcript has 17 exons. The record is from RefSeq and is a predicted model, not a curated record.
UCAUCAAAGAGUGUCGAAUGUAUAGCCGGCGCGGUGCUUAUAUUAAACUACGGUAAGGUGCUGUAUUAAGAACUGUGUUAUUUCUUGUUUCCAACAGUAAGAAAUAAUAAUAAGUGAUCAAAAUGACACAAUAUGAGAGUUUUGUUUUCCCAAAUAUCCCACCCGAGAUCAAUGAGCAUUUGAAUCAAACCAAUAAUCGGUUGGUUAUAGUUGGAGUUAUUGGAAAGUCCUCAUUCCCAGACGGCAAUAAAAUGGCUGGCUUACGAGUACUUAACACAUAUCCUUCCCUUUUGAAGAAUGAAUGUCAAGAGGGGCGCAUAACGUUUUACUUAAAUAAAUCUGAGCCAAUACUCUUUCUUCAUUUUGAAACAACAUACGACAACUACUGUAUGGAAAAGUUGCUGGGAGACGUAGUAAAACGUGAUGAUUUGAACCAAUUUAUGAGUUUCAACAGCUUCAUAAGAGCUCAAUUCGCUAGAGUUUUACUUUUCGCUACACAAAUUUGUCAUAUUAUAAUUCUCGUGGAAACAAGUACCGUAUUUGAUGUUUCAUAUUUGUCGCUGUUCAAAUCAUUGAAAACAGUGAGGGAAAAACAUGUGCUCCGAUUUUUACCUAAGUUUGUGAAAAAUUCACCUGCCGGGUCUUUCUUGGGAAAGGAUGCACGUCUUUGCUCUCCAAGAUUUUUAUUUUUCUUUGAAAAGUGUCCACAGGAGUUCGAAAAUAAUGAUGAAGCAUUAUCUAAACUUGAGUUUGAAGUGGAAGAUAACAUCUAUAAAAUGUUACGAAACGAGUUUAUAAUUACAAACAACAGCUCAAUGUCACUAUUCUCUAUCCCAGGAAACAAACGAUUUGUGUUUUUCAAUAAUGACAAAACCAUCCGAGAGGAUCCGUUAUUAAAAUUUGCAGAAAUGUUGAGUAAUUCCAUGGAGAAAUCGAGCAUAAAAGGAGACUCAGGCGAUGAACUUGAUGAUUUAAGACCAUAUAAGGGUUUCGGGAAACCUUUGCGUUAUUAUAAAAAUUCAGCGGAUGAUACGAGCAUCCCCACGAAAAAGCGGAAUUUCUUCGACCUAUUGAAGGAACAUGUCCAAGAGGCUCUUCAGAGUGGCUUUGACGAUAGUAUGUCCAAGUUUAAGGGGAAAAGUCAUUUUCGCAUUCCAAAAGUAAAGGCAUGGUAUGAAACUUUCAAGUUGCUGCAUAAAAUAUUCAUCGAAAACCCAGAUAAUCCAAAUUUCGAAGCAAACGAUCCGGAUUAUAAAGCUUAUUUGGAAAAUUUUCAUAAAAUUAUGGAUAUAGACGAAGAGUUUUUCGCAAAAUGUUGUGAGACGGGAUUGAAGAAGGCUGUCUCAUUUUACAAUAAUCCGGUGAUGACGCAUUACGGAACAGCAUUUCAUAAGACCUUGGUUGAUGAAGCAGUGAAGUUAUACAUGAAGUUUGCGCGUGGACCGCAAACUUCAAUAAACGAAAAAAAACUGCGUGAGAAAUGUGAUCAAAUUUGGAAGAAUGGGAAACAGCAGUGUGAAUUUCUGAGUUUACGGGGAAAUGCAUGUGUGAAACCAAAGCAUGGACUUACUGAUCCAACGGAGCAUAAUAGUGGAGCAUUUUUUGUGUCUACGUGUAACUGCGGAAGAACUCAGGGGCGGCGAGAGGAUCCAUAUACGAUUCGUCAAGCCAAUUACGACUUUUAUCAAAUUCUCGCAAAUAAUUGCACGUCUUGCAAUAAACUGGAAAAGAUACACUUUCCCGUGUUUGAGCCGUCAAUCAAUGAUUACCGAGCUGCAGAGGUUGAUACGAAUUUUCCGAAGUUAUUCUUAGCGGGUACAGAAUGCUUUGAAGAGGGUACCUCAGACAACUCAUUACCGUUGACAGCAUCACAAGGAUCUCAUACAAACUUGAGUUUGGAGUCAAUGGACAAUUUGAAUAAAAUCAAUUGUGAUAGCUCGGAUGAUUCGUUAAACGAAUUAGUGGUUAAAGUCGGUGAUAGUUUAGGAGAGAAUGAAAGAGGAAUCUUGCGACAACCUUCUACAACAGAAUACCUUCCUGGUAUGGUUCACACUGAAAGCCCGAAAGGACUACUUCCUCAGUUUCCAAGUUGGUCACUAGUUUGUGUAGGUCCGAGUUCUGUUUACAGUCAUAAUACGGGGUUGCUUGAACAUUUUCAAAGUGGCUUCUUAUCAGGUGCUAAUUUUCUGCUGCCAUGGGAUGUUCAUGUAAGGUUGGAACAUUCUGCAUCAUGGGCUGCAGCAUAUCCGAAAGCGCGGGGCUCCAAGAAAGGUCAAGUGUUCACAUUAAAGAUUUUUGUUGGUUGUGAAUAUGAAUGUCCAAGAGGCCAUCGUUUCAUAAUGAGCUCUCCCGACAAAGUAUUACGUGGCGGGGCCGGAAUAAUACGUGACAGUGGGAGUAAAAUAGUGUAUAAUGAUAUGCCAUUAUAUUUUCCGUGUCCUUGCCGAACUAAUCAAAUGAUGGUAGCACAAUUAAUGCGGGUACAUAUUGUGACACCAAAGGCUCCUGUAAACGUGAUAUUGGAUCCGAAGGUAAGGGUCGGAAAUAGGAGUUACAUAUUCACAAUGGGGCUUCCAAAUCCUCCAAAGCUUUCCCAAAGUGCUUACUGGGUUUUGCGGUUACCAUACAUCUAUCAAGGAGAUGAUGGACCAAUCCUACCACCUACCGAAGUCACUUCUAUGACGGCUUCAAUGUUUGGAUGUUUAUUAGCGGGAAUGUAUGGCGUUAGUGAAACUGAAACAGAGAGCUAGUUUUUCAAUUAUAUUUGGAUAGCUAUUGGAUCAGCGUCACAGUUAGUAAGGCAGGUGGAGCAAAUCUAAAAUGCAUGGAAUCUGCAUAUAUAAAAUGUGGGGUCUGGAGGAUAAUAUAAAUGAAAUUGGUUACAGGAUCUUACUAAAUCUCGAUCAAAAUGUGGGAUAAAACAACAGCAACGCCCGCUGAAACGCUGAAUUAUAAAUUAUCUGCAAACACUUCACAUCAUUCGCAUUUGAAAAUCAUAUUCACAUUCAAAUGAAAUAUUUGCUAUUAAUUUGAAAUAAAAAAAUAGAAAAAUGUUGAUACUCUCAUAAAUUAGAGUUUUUGUAAGUUUAGUGUUCAGUCGGACAUUCUACUUUUGUACAAUCUGUCUAUCAUUUCUGUAAUUUUCUUUCUUACCAAUUUCUUUUCUAUCUAGACACAAUCUUUGUAUUCUAUUCUUGUCCAAUGACACUGUUGAAUUAAAUAAACCGAGGGCUUGUCUCAUCAUCACAGUAAUGAAAUAAACAACUAAUAAA